AUGUACGCUGUUGCUUUCAGUUGGUUUAUCCACCGAUGUGGUCGAACGGCACGCUACAAGCAUACGGGCAAUGCGGUCAUCUUCUUGGCACCAAGCGAGCUCGGAUAUGUCACUUAUUUAAGGCGCAACCAGAGCGUAGAAUUCAAAGAAAUGAAGAUACGCUGCAGUGAGGACGCAUGUAUGAAAAUGAUGGACAAGCUGCGUUUUAAGGCGGUUGGUGACAGGGAUUUCCUUGAGAAAGGAAGCAGGGCGUUUGUGAGCUAUAUUGAAUCAUACCUAAAGCGUGACUGUCAAAUUCUUUGCAACCUCAAAGACCUCGAUAUCGUUAAAGUGGCCCACUGCUUCGGUGUUCUCCGGUUGCCCCGAAUGGCCGAACUUGAUGGACGAGAUUUUCGCACUUUCCUCCGAUGUCCUGUCAACACUGCUGAUAUACCGUACCUGGACAAAGACAGGGAGGCUCAGCGACAAAAGAUGCUAAAGAAAAGGCGCAUAGCGAAUGAGAAGUACUUCAGGUCGUUGAGAGCCAACGCUAAGGCCGAACCAAAAGUUCGAAAGCGAAACGACGCUGAUUUGAUUAACGAAGAUUACGGUUUAUUGAAAAAACUGAAGAAGAAAAAAAUAUCUGCCGAAGAAUUCGAAGAAAAGUUCUGUAAAAAUAAAAAAUAA
Soboliphyme baturini is the source of this 666-nucleotide messenger RNA. NCBI's taxonomy places the organism in Eukaryota, Metazoa, Nematoda, Enoplea, Dioctophymatida, Soboliphymatidae. The record is from the annotation of a GenBank genome assembly.